Bombina bombina (fire-bellied toad) is the source of this 3258-nucleotide messenger RNA. Its product is annotated as serine/threonine-protein kinase tousled-like 1. NCBI's taxonomy places the organism in Eukaryota, Metazoa, Chordata, Amphibia, Anura, Bombinatoridae. Gene Ontology annotation, cellular component: nucleus. The coding region runs from base 57 to 2351 and encodes 764 amino acids. Gene Ontology annotation, biological process: intracellular signal transduction; chromosome segregation; peptidyl-serine phosphorylation. The record is from RefSeq and is a predicted model, not a curated record. Gene Ontology annotation, molecular function: protein serine/threonine kinase activity; ATP binding. The transcript has a single exon.
AUAUUGUUACUGGGGAUCCUCGGCCAUGACCGAGCCCGAUCCAAGAAAGUAGCUUGAUGAGUGUCCAAAGUAACAGUGGAAGUGGUGGAAGUUUGGAGGGGACGCCAUCUUGGUCCCAGCUCUCCACGUCCCCAACGCAGGGCUCGGCUUUCCUGCAGAAUAGCACGCCACCUGGCAAGGCUAAAGAAGGUGCCAUGGAUGAGCUCCAUAGCUUGGACCCAAGACGGCAAGAAUUAUUGGAGGCCAGAUUUACAGGAGGAGUCAGUGGAAGUACUGGCAGUACCGGCAGUUGCAGUGUUGGGGCAAAAGCCUCAACAAACAAUGAAAGCUCAAACCACAGUUUUGGAAGCCUGGGUUCGUUAAGUGACAAAGAAUCAGAGACUCCAGAAAAGAAGCAGUCUGACUCUUCAAGAGGAAGAAAGAGGAAAGCUGAAAAUCAGAAUGAAAGCAGUCAAGGGAAAAAUAAUGGAGGGCGGGGACACAAAAUAAGUGAUUAUUUUGAGUACCAAGCUGGGAAUGGCACUAGUCCUGUCCGAGGCUUACCACCUUCUAUCCGGUCGCCUCAGAACUCACAUUCACAUUCCACACCUUCUUCGUCUGUCCGACAAAACAGCCCAUCUCCCACUGCUUUAAUUUUUGGGGACCAUCUUAUUACUCCAACAAAGCAGUUAUCAUAUAAACUUAUCCAGACGGAUCUUACAGUACAGAAACUUGCUGCCCUAGAAAGUAAUAAAAACCAGGACCUGGAAAAAAAAGAAGGCAGAAUAGAUGAUUUACUCAGGAUAAACUGUGACCUUAGAAGACAGAUAGAUGAACAACAAAAAAUCCUCGAAAAGUACAAGGAGAGGUUAAAUAAAUGCAUCUCAAUGAGUAAGAAGCUGCUUAUUGAAAAGAGCACUCAGGAAAAGUUGGCGAGUAGAGAAAAAAGCAUGCAGGACAGAUUACGACUGGGACACUUCACAAGCGUUCGGCACGGAGCCUCGUUUACAGAACAGUGGACAGAUGGCUUUGCUUUUCAAAAUCUUGUCAAGCAGCAGGAAUGGGUGAAUCAGCGGAGAGAAGAUAUUGAGCGACAAAGAAAGCUAUUGGCCAAGCGAAAACCUCCAACAACAAACAAUUCUCAAACACCCUCUGCAAUUUCUGAGCCAAAGCAAAGGAAAACUAAAGCUGUAAAUGGAGCCGAAAGUGACCCUUUUUUAAAACCUAGUUUACCCCAAUUGUUAACAUUAGCCGAGUACCACGAGCAGGAAGAAAUUUUUAAACUAAGGCUAGGACAUCUGAAAAAGGAAGAAGCUGAAAUCCAGGCAGAGUUGGAACGAUUGGAAAGGGUUCGAAAUCUACACAUACGAGAACUUAAAAGAAUAAAUAAUGAAGAUAAUUCACAAUUUAAAGAUCACCCUACGUUGAAUGAACGAUAUUUAUUACUUCAUCUACUAGGUCGAGGCGGUUUUAGUGAAGUGUACAAGGCUUUUGAUCUUUAUGAACAAAGAUACGCUGCUGUGAAAAUUCAUCAACUUAACAAAAGCUGGCGAGAUGAAAAGAAGGAAAACUACCACAAGCAUGCCUGCAGAGAGUAUAGAAUACACAAAGAACUUGACCAUCCAAGAAUAGUUAAAUUAUAUGAUUACUUUUCAUUGGAUACAGACACGUUUUGUACAGUGCUAGAAUACUGUGAAGGCAAUGACCUUGACUUCUAUUUAAAGCAGCAUAAGUUAAUGACUGAAAAAGAAGCUAGGUCAAUUGUAAUGCAAAUCGUCAAUGCACUACGUUAUCUCAAUGAGAUCAAACCACCUAUAAUCCAUUAUGAUUUGAAACCAGGAAAUAUCCUUCUUGUUGACGGGACGGCGUGUGGAGAGAUAAAAAUUACAGACUUUGGCUUGUCAAAAAUUAUGGAUGAUGAUAGUUACUGGGUAGAUGGAAUGGACUUGACCUCUCAAGGGGCAGGAACAUACUGGUAUCUUCCCCCUGAAUGUUUUGUGGUGGGUAAGGAACCACCAAAGAUUUCAAAUAAGGUUGAUGUGUGGUCAGUCGGAGUCAUAUUUUUUCAGUGUCUUUAUGGCAGAAAGCCAUUUGGUCACAACCAAUCCCAGCAAGACAUCUUACAGGAAAAUACAAUAUUAAAAGCAACAGACGUUCAGUUUCCUGUGAAGCCAGUUGUAACCAAUGAAGCCAAGGCUUUCAUCAGACGGUGUUUAGCGUACCGCAAAGAAGAUAGGUUUGAUGUCCACCAAUUGGCUAACGAUCCUUACCUACUUCCCCACAUGAGAAGAUCCAACUCUUCAGGAAAUCUACAUAUGUCUGGACUAGUUGCACCUCCAAUACCCCCUACUUCAAGUAUCAUUUCAUACUGAUACUUGAACAUAGCCUGGCAUGACUGUACUUUUAAAAAGCUUUCAGGUGCAAAAAAAAUUAAAGUUUUUCAACCCCGGAUGAGUUUGAAGGUAUUAGUGUUUUGAAGGUCUUUCUCUGUAGUGUUAUUGAUAUGGUGAGAGAAGAUGAAUGAGACUGUGAAAAAAAUUUACCUAUUGACUCUAAUGUAACAAUACAUUGGCUUCCAUUUAAUAUGUGAUCAACCGGUUUUCACUUUGUGGGUAAGGAUUCAACUGUGUUUUCAGUGCCCAAAGUGGUAAGGAUGAUUACUUUGCAAUAUAUUGCUUGGUGGCCAAUGUUAAAAUGAUUCUGAUUGUUGCACAUUAAACCAGACUUGCUUCUAUGUUCAAGCAAGAGUAAAAUAAUUGUCUUUUUUGGAGGGACAUUGUAAAUAUUAUUUGUAAUACUAAACACAAUUGGUUGAUACUGGAGCGUUUUAGCAUGAAGGGCAUUUUUCAUUAUGUAAUUAAAAAAUAAAUAAAAAGGAAAAUCUAUGAUUAAAAUAUUGACUUUACGUUACAAGGGAACAUGCACUGCCCACAAUCAUCAACACCUGUUUAAUUAAACCAAAGCUAAGUAAGGGUGUUUUCACAAUUUAUUUGAAGAGAAUUCCACUUUUCUUUAUUUAGAUAUAUUCACGUUUCAGAGUAAAGUUAUGAGUAGAUGAGCCAUUUGUGCUCUUGAUUUUAGUUCUAUAUUGGAUCAUUCCAUCAUGAAAAAUGUAAUUAUUUUGUUGUUUUAUACACAUGGUGUGCAUACAGUAGGUACCAAAAGCAAGCAAGACCUAAUAUAUAAUGUUCUAUGCAGGAUAAUGACAAAUUCCCUUCUAGUCUAAUGUAUAUUGUUGUACAGAUGUCAUUUGUUAAUGUAUUUUCAGCAGCUUUAUUU